AGAGAGAAGAUGAGAUCUGCAUUGAUAACACUGCUGUGCCUGGCUGUAAUGCUGCUUGUGCAAGAGUCCUAUCAAGUAAGCAGCUCGUCUAAUUGCCCUUGUCUCAAGUUAUCUGAUGGUGUCCUCCGCAAGGCAAAUAUCAAAAGUUACAUAAGACAGAGAGCAGGCGUUUGCCACAUUGAUGCCAUUGUAUUUACAACAGUCAGAGGAAUAACCUUUUGCGCCGACCCAAAACUGACUUGGGUGAUCGAUGCCAUGAAAUUUCUGGACAAGAAGAAGGCAGCAUCAGAACCUAAAACAACAACACAGCCCAUAAACUCAACAUUUAAUGCGACAUCUAUGCCAAACACAACAGCAAACUUGAACACAACAAAUACAACAUCGGAUUUAAACACAACUAAUACAAAUACAACAUCACACUUGAACACAACAAAUACAAAUACAAAAGCACAAACCAAGCGCCUUUUUACAACUAUUCAGCCAUGUUGAUUUUAUUAUAUUUGCAUAUAUUUAA
Messenger RNA from Danio rerio (zebrafish), 514 nucleotides. RefSeq names its product chemokine (C-X-C motif) ligand 32b, duplicate 1 (gene cxcl32b.1). The record is from RefSeq and is marked provisional. Gene Ontology annotation, molecular function: chemokine receptor binding; chemokine activity. Gene Ontology annotation, cellular component: extracellular region. NCBI's taxonomy places the organism in Eukaryota, Metazoa, Chordata, Actinopteri, Cypriniformes, Danionidae. Gene Ontology annotation, biological process: immune response; cell chemotaxis.